Messenger RNA from Gopherus flavomarginatus (Mexican gopher tortoise), 2395 nucleotides. Its product is annotated as probable E3 ubiquitin-protein ligase MARCHF10. Gene Ontology annotation, molecular function: zinc ion binding; ubiquitin protein ligase activity; MHC protein binding. The record is from RefSeq and is a predicted model, not a curated record. Gene Ontology annotation, biological process: immune response; antigen processing and presentation of peptide antigen via MHC class II; protein polyubiquitination. Lineage: Eukaryota; Metazoa; Chordata; Testudines; Testudinidae. The annotation marks the transcript as partial. The transcript is spliced from 3 exons. Gene Ontology annotation, cellular component: lysosome; early endosome membrane; cytoplasm.
UUACUUUCUGUGCUUUUAUUCCACUGUUCUGCAUGCAGUUCCAGUGCAGUAUUUUCUGAAUGUUGUCAUCACAGUCCAGUGCAGUCUGCUGUUGUCUUGAAAAAUCCUCACUGCCAGAAUUCUCUGACACAGGGGGUCACAGUGACAGUAAUCUGUCAGGACACGUUACAGGCAUCAAAGAGAAACUUCCAUGGGCAGGAUUGGGUCCAUGCGCUUGAGUCUGCUAAAAAUGCAAAAGCCGCCAGAGCUCUUAAAUUCUCCAAGUCCCUCAACGACGUGGACCAGAAGGCACAGAGCACCACAGAGGGCUCUAACUAUGGGGAGCGAACGUGCUCUGAAGGCAAACUGACCCCGACACAGGAGCAGUGUUUAAGGAUUAACAGAUUUAAUCAGAAAGAGAAGAAAUCACUCAAUCUCAGGCCUUCUUUUAGCAAUUCUAAACACUCUUACAUGCCGUCUCUUUCCCCCACCUACUCGAGCGCUUUGGGAGCAGCCGAGAACCACCACGCGGUGCAUAUACCUCUCCUGGAUGACAAGGUGGACAAUGAGAUGUCAGCAAGAAGCAAAAAGCUGCUGCGCUACCUCUUUUCCUUCUCCCACAGCUUGAGUGCCAGCAGCCUGCAUAAGUUCCAUGAACUAGAGAGCUAUCCAAGCCACUUCCAAACUGCAAAAUCCUCCAGCGUGCUGGUGGAAAGCACAGGCUUCUGCUCUGAUGAUAUGGGGGAUGAUGACGUAUUCGAGGACAGUGCCUCCGUGAGGUUGAAAUCAAAGGAGCUGCGGGCACCACUGUGUUCAGUUGAGAAAGACAGUGACCUAGACUGCCCUUCUCCCCUGUCAGAAAAAUUCCCCCCUCUUUCCCCUGUGUCCACGUUGGGGGAUGCCUGCAGGAUAUGUCACUGUGAAGGAGAUGAGGAAAGCCCCUUGAUUACCCCCUGUCACUGCACAGGAAGUCUUCAUUUUGUGCACCAAGCCUGCCUGCAGCAGUGGAUCAAGAGCUCAGACACUCGAUGUUGUGAACUCUGCAAGUAUGAGUUCAUCAUGGAGACCAAAUUAAAGCCCCUACGAAAGGGAUUCUAGAGUGGCCAUUUUGGACUAAGCUGGUAGUUGUGGCUAUUGGCUUCACUGGAGGACUUCUAUUCAUGUAUGUCCAGUGCAAAGUGUAUGUACAGCUGUGGAAGAGACUUAAGGCUUACAACCGAGUAAUAUAUGUACAGAACUGUCCAGAAACUAGCAAAAAGAGUAUCUUUGAAAAACCUGCAUUAAUGGAGCCAAACAUUGAAAAUAAAGAAAUGCUUGGGGUCCACCAUUCAGAUACAAACUCUUCACAUUACACAGAGCCUGAAGACUGUGGUGCAGAAAUCCUUCAUGUCUGAUCUUUGGGGGCCAGGGAACGGUGAGGGUUCUGUAUGUUCCUGAGGAUCAAAAGCAUCAUUGUUUACUGCAAACUGCUCUACCUUUUUAAAAUCAGCUAACAGCCUAGCACUGGCGGAUUACUUUAAAAAAAAAAAAAGCAUUUGUUUUACCCCCCUGACAUAUCUGUCAGUAUGUUAUCAUGGUUCCAUACCUCUCGAUGUUUCGUCUCUCAGACUGGCCUGUACAAAGAGACACCGGAGGCUUCACUGGAUGAGGCAAGGCGUCAGAGUAUGGCAAGUCUGGUGUGAACCAUCAUCAACUUCAUGGAGUCUGCUUCUUUUUAAAAGACAGCUCGCUCUAAACUAUCCCAAAAUGCAUGUGGAGUAAUGUAAGCCUUGAUGAGAAGAUGGCUUCAGACAUUGAGGAACAGCUGAGAGAGAGGGACGAGAGACCUAGAAUCUAAUCUACCGCUAACACUGCCACUAACAUUUCUCGUAGGCAGCGGCUAUAAGAUUAUGCUUUACAUAUUGUGAUAAAGGACUCACAAAGCAUAUAGCACUUUUUAAAGUCUUUAUUUUAUAGUAUAUGUGUCCAAUGAGAAUGAAACUUGAAAGAAUGUCUCAUUUCAAAAUACCCCUUUUUAAUACUCUCUCUUGAUCCACUUACAUCCUGUUAGGUCCUAAACCUCUUGCCUUACAAAAAUCUAAUGUGGUUUCCAACGCAUACCCACAGCAUAACACUAAAAACUCUGCUUCUUGGGGGUUUUCUCUCAAGAGAAAAUUUUUCAAAGAAUAUUGCACUUGUGACUUGUAAAUGGAGAGUAGUGGGUGUAAAAUGUUUGUUUUAAUAUGUAAUGGUUUGUUGUUCUGGGGUUGUGGGUUUUUUUGUUUGUUUUAAAUCAACUACAUAGUUGAUAGACCUGCACAUAUCCCUGAUGUGACUAUCAUUCCAGCCACUGGCGAAGGGGCUUGGACACUGUAUUGGUAUAAUGCGAGCUCUUUAGAAAAAAAAAAUACAGCUGAAAAUGGUCUGCCUUCUUUAA